AUGACAAUAUCAGUGAAAAGAGAGCGUGAAGAAGGUAUUGAUAAUGAUGCCUUUGACGAGCUCCUAGAACCUAUGUAUAAGGGGAAAUCUUUAACCGAUCCGAUCAAUACAGCUGAAGAUAAAUGGAAUCUACUACCUGCGUUUUUGAAAGUUAAAGGUUUGGUUAAACAACAUUUGGACUCUUAUAACUAUUUUGUUGAUGUUGAUUUGAAGAAGAUCAUCAGGGCAAACGAAAAGGUCCUGAGUGACGUCGACCCAGAUUUUUACUUAAAGUAUUUGGAUAUUAGGGUCGGUUAUAAGAGUAAGGCUGAUCCAAAACAAAUAGAAGUUCAAUUUCCACCUCAUGAAUGUAGGUUGAGGGAUAUGACUUAUGGUGCACCUAUAUAUGUCGAUGUUGAAUAUACUAGAGGAAGAAAAAUUAUUAUACAUAGAGAUUUGGAAAUUGGUAGAAUGCCAAUUAUGUUACGAUCAAAUAAAUGUGUUUUGAAUGGUAGAACUGAGAAUGAAAUGGCAUAUCUAAAUGAAUGUCCGCUUGAUCCAGGUGGGUAUUUUAUUGUUAAUGGUACUGAAAAAGUUAUUUUAGUCCAGGAACAAUUGAGUAAAAAUAGAAUUAUUGUUGAAGCUGAUGAUAAGAAAAGUAUUGUUCAGGCCUCAGUCACCUCUUCCACACACGAAAGAAAAUCUAAAACCUAUGUUGUCACCAAAAAUGAUAAGAUCUAUCUAAAGCAUAAUUCCAUUAGCGAGGAAGUUCCAAUUGUUAUUGUUUUGAAGGCCGCAGGUAUUGUUUCCGAUUUAGAAAUUUUACAGCUUGUCUGUGGUGAUGAUUCGGUUUACCAGGACAUUUUUGCAAUCAAUUUUGAAGAGGCUUCUAAGUUGGGUGUCUACACCCAAAGAGAAGCUUUGGAGUAUAUAGGUAGAAAGGUCAAGACCAUUAGAAGAUUAAAUGCUCCAAAGUUGUCGGUCUUACAGGAAGGUAUUGAGGCAAUUGCUUCGACUCUAAUUGCUCAUUUGUCUGUAGAAAAUUUAGAUUUCAGAGAAAAGGCUUUAUAUAUUGCAAUUAUGACUAGAAGAGUCGUCAUGACUAUGCAUAAUCCAAAACUAGUGGAUGACAGAGAUUAUGUUGGUAAUAAACGUCUAGAAUUGGCGGGUCAAUUGAUGUCUCUAUUAUUUGAAGAUUUAUUCAAGAAAUUCAAUAAUGAUUUUAAAAUGAACUUGGAUAAAAUAUUGAAAAAACCUAGUAGAGCUUCUGAAUUUGAUGCUUUGUUACACAUCAAUAUUCAUUCUAACAACAUCACCACCGGUUUGAAUAGAGCUAUAUCAACAGGUAAUUGGUCUUUGAAGAGAUUUAAGAUGGAAAGGGCAGGUGUUACGCAUGUUUUGUCAAGACUAUCAUAUAUUUCUGCUUUGGGUAUGAUGACCAGAAUCUCCUCCCAAUUUGAAAAAUCAAGAAAAGUUUCGGGUCCAAGAGCUUUACAACCAUCUCAAUUUGGUAUGCUCUGUACUUCUGAUACCCCUGAGGGUGAGGCGUGUGGUUUAGUUAAAAACUUAGCUUUAAUGACACAUAUUACAACUGACGAUGAAGAAACUCCAAUUAGAAAAUUAUGUUAUAUCUUAGGUGCAGAAAAUAUCAAUAUUGCUGAUUCCUCGACAUUGCACAGGAACGGUACAUUUGGUGUUUAUCUUAAUGGUACAUUGAUUGCUACUACCAGAUUCCCGAACAAGUUUGUCAAAACUUUUAGAUUUUUGAGGCGGACGGGUAAAGUUUCAGCUUUUGUUUCAAUCUACACCAAUGUUCAUCAAAACGCUGUUCAUAUUGCUGCUGAUGGUGGUCGUAUUUGUAGACCAUUGAUCAUUGUUGAAAAUGGUGAAUCGAAAGUUAAGGAAGAUCAUCUGCGUAAAUUGAAAAACGGCGAUUGGGAAUUUGAUGAUUUCCUAGUUAAUGGACUAGUUGAAUACUUAGACGUUAAUGAGGAGAAUGAUUCUUUGAUUGCCCUCUAUGAAAAUGACAUCAUAAUGGCAACAACACAUUUGGAAAUCGAACCGUUCACUGUUUUGGGGGCUGUCGCAGGUUUAAUUCCAUACCCUCAUCACAACCAAUCUCCAAGAAAUACCUAUCAAUGUGCCAUGGGUAAACAAGCAAUUGGUGCAAUUGCUUAUAACCAAUUUAGAAGAAUUGAUACGUUGUUGUACACAAUGUGUUAUCCACAGCAGCCGAUGGUGAAAUCAAAAACCAUUGAGCUUAUUCAAUAUGAUAAGUUACCUGCAGGCCAAAAUGCCACUGUUGCAGUUAUGUCUUAUUCGGGUUAUGAUAUUGAAGAUGCGUUAGUUCUAAAUAAAUCGUCAAUUGAUAGAGGUUUUGGUAGAUGCCAAGUUUUCAGGAAAAAUACUGCAAUUUUGAAAAGAUAUCCAAAUCAGUCAAAAGAUAUCUUGGCGGGUAUGCGUGUCAAUGAAGACGGCGAACCAAUUUGGCAACAUACCCCACUAGGUCCAGAUGGAUUGGGUGAAGUCGGUAUGAGGAUCCAAAGUGGACAAAUUUACGUCAAUAAAUGUGUCCCAACAAAUGCAUCUGAAUCAGUAUUAGGUGGUCCGCAACAACAGCAACAACAGCCCCAGCAAACUCAUAGAGAUCAGCCAAUGACUUACCGAGCUCCAGAGCCUUCGUAUAUUGAUCAGGUCAUGAUGUCUGUCAGUGAUAAUGAUCAGGCAUUGAUUAAAGUUUUGCUAAGACAAACUCGUCGUCCAGAAUUGGGUGAUAAAUUUUCAUCUAGACAUGGUCAGAAGGGUGUCUGCGGUAUCAUUGUUCAACAGGAAGAUAUGCCAUUUAAUGAUCAAGGUGUAUGCCCGGAUAUUAUUAUGAACCCCCAUGGUUUCCCAUCUCGUAUGACUGUGGGUAAAAUGCUUGAAUUAGUUUCGGGAAAAGCUGGUGUUCUAGAUGGUUCGUUACAGUAUGGUACAUGUUUUGGUGGUUCUAAGUUAGAAGAUAUGUCAAAGAUUCUAGUUGAUAAAGGCUUCAAUUAUUCCGGUAAGGACAUGCUCUAUAGUGGUAUUACAGGUGAAUGUUUACAGGCUUACAUUUUCUUUGGUCCUAUUUAUUACCAAAAAUUAAAGCAUAUGGUUUUGGAUAAAAUGCAUGCUAGAGCACGAGGUCCUAGAGCCGUUCUCACUAGACAGCCGACUGAAGGUAGGUCUAGAGAUGGUGGUUUAAGAUUGGGAGAGAUGGAAAGAGAUUGUGUUAUUGCCUACGGAGCAUCACAAUUGUUGCUAGAGAGAUUGAUGCUGAGUUCAGAUGCCUUUGACGUUGAUGUUUGUAACUCAUGUGGUUUAAUGGGCUAUAAUGGUUGGUGUCCAACCUGUAAAACAAGUGAAAAUAUUAUUAAAAUGACAAUACCGUAUGCAGCUAAGUUGUUAUUCCAAGAACUGAUUUCGAUGAAUAUUGCACCACGUUUGAAAUUAGGUGAUGUCUUUUAG
Pichia kudriavzevii is the source of this 3468-nucleotide messenger RNA. RefSeq lists its product as uncharacterized. Bases 1 to 3468 code for a protein of 1155 amino acids. The record is from RefSeq and is a predicted model, not a curated record. Gene Ontology annotation, cellular component: RNA polymerase III complex. NCBI's taxonomy places the organism in Eukaryota, Fungi, Ascomycota, Pichiomycetes, Pichiales, Pichiaceae. The transcript has a single exon. Gene Ontology annotation, biological process: DNA-templated transcription. Gene Ontology annotation, molecular function: ribonucleoside binding; DNA binding; DNA-directed RNA polymerase activity.